AUGAAUGGAGCUGUAGAGGCUGCCAACAAGAAUAUCAAGAAGAUUCUGAGGAAAAUGAUCGACAAUCACCGAGGUUGGCAUGAGUUGUUGCCAUAUGCUCUGUUGGAUUACCAAACAAAUGUCAGAACAUCGGUUGGGGUUACUCCAUAUCUGCUAGUAUAUGGAACAGAAGCAGUCAUACCUGCUGAAGUCGAGAUACUGUCUUUGAGAAUCAUUCAAGAAGCUGAUUUAGGUAAUGUCAAAUGGGUUGGCAAGCGGAUUGACCAAUUAACAUUGAUUGAUGAGAAUAGAAUGGUUGCCGUUUGUCAUGGUCAACUAUAUCGACAGAGAAUGAUUCGCGCUUUCCACAAGAGAGUUAGAGCCAUAAUUUUUGAAAUUGGUAAGUUAGUACUUAAUCGCAUUUUUCCUCAUCAAGAUGAGUACAAAGGAAAAUUUGCACCAAAUUGGCAAGAACCCUACAUGGUUCGCAAAAUAUUAUUAGGAGGUGCUUUGGUCCUAUCAGAGAUGGAUAGAACUGUAUGA
This is a messenger RNA of Solanum pennellii, 522 nucleotides long. RefSeq lists its product as uncharacterized. Lineage: Eukaryota; Viridiplantae; Streptophyta; Magnoliopsida; Solanales; Solanaceae. The record is from RefSeq and is a predicted model, not a curated record. Gene Ontology annotation, molecular function: nucleic acid binding. The transcript has a single exon. Bases 1 to 522 code for a protein of 173 amino acids.